Molecule: messenger RNA, 1981 nt
Organism: Pistacia vera
Lineage: Eukaryota; Viridiplantae; Streptophyta; Magnoliopsida; Sapindales; Anacardiaceae
Product: S-type anion channel SLAH3-like
Exons: 5
Coding region: 69-1757 (562 amino acids)
Biological process (GO): transmembrane transport; intracellular monoatomic ion homeostasis
Cellular component (GO): membrane
Molecular function (GO): voltage-gated monoatomic anion channel activity
Source: RefSeq, a predicted model, not a curated record
UGGAGGAAAAAAAGGCUUAAAUAAUCAGAGUCAACACAAGUGAAAUUAAACCUCUGAAUUCAUCAGCUAUGGUUACUGACACUGCUGAUGUCCAAAGCCAGAGCAAAGAAUCUCAUCAUCACAGGAAGGAUUCUGUUUCUAUUAGCAUGCCAUCUUCUCCCUUCAGGAGUGAUGAAUUCCAGACUCCUAAAAGCGUUGCUUUUAAUCUCAGCGAAAAAGAAUCUAGUACAAUGAUUUCAGAUUCUACUGCUGGAGGAAUUCCAAUGCAUGCAAAGUCUCAUUCUCAGCCUAUACCUAAAGGGUUUGUAGUAGAAAGGACAGUUGAGAAUAUAAAUUUCAUCCAUCAUCCAAGUAGAGCUAGUAGGUUCAGGGAUAGAAGGUUUGAUUCUUUCAAAACAUGGUCUGGAAAACUUGAGAGGCAGCUGACAAACCUCCGCGGUGGAAGGCCACAGGAAGUUGGACCGGAAGAGGAAACCAAGAAAUCAGAAAUGGAAACUAAUUUGCCUGUUGACAGAUAUUUUGAUGCACUGGAAGGGCCUGAAUUGGACACCCUUAGAGCUUCAGAGCAGAUAUUGCUUCCAGAAGACAGGACUUGGCCAUUUCUUCUCCGUUUUCCCGUCUCUUCAUUUGGUAUCUGUCUCGGAGUUAGCAGCCAAGCAAUUUUAUGGAAAACUUUGGCCACCUCUGAAUCCACAAAGUUUCUCCACAUAACCCCACUUAUAAAUCUUGUUCUGUGGUUCAUAGCCGUUGCUCUUGUGGUUGUUAUCUUUUCAGUCUACCUUAUGAAAGUAAUUUUUUACUUUGAAGCCGUUCGUCGCGAGUAUUACCAUCCAAUUCGUGUCAACUUCUUCUUUGCUCCUUGGAUAGCCCUACUGUUUUUAGCUAUGGGAGUCCCACCUUCAAUUACUAAGACCUUACCUGGAGCCCUUUGGUAUGUUAUUAUGACUCCAAUAUUUUGUUUUGAGCUUAAGCUCUAUGGACAGUGGAUGUCAGGAGGCCAACGCAGACUUUCAAAGGUGGCUAAUCCUUCAAAUCAUCUAGCAAUUGUUGGCAACUUUGUGGGGGCAUUAUUGGGGGCAUCCAUGGGGCUAAAAGAAGGGCCUCUUUUCUUCUUUGCCGUUGGCCUGGCUCACUACACAGUCCUGUUUGUUACUCUCUACCAAAGACUUCCAACAAAUGAAACGCUCCCAAAGGAACUCCAUCCUGUGUUCUUUUUGUUCGUCGCAGCGCCUAGUGUUGCUUCUAUGGCAUGGGCAAGGUUGCAAGGUUCAUUUGAUUAUGGAGCACGGAUCGCCUACUUCAUUUGCUUGUUCCUUUAUUUCUCACUGGCAGUUCGAAUCAAUUUUUUCCGAGGAUUCAAGUUCUCAUUGGCUUGGUGGGCAUACACAUUCCCAAUGACUGGUGCUGCAAUUGCUACCAUUAGGUACUCAAAUGAAGUCACCAAUGUAGUAACUCGAAUUCUUGCUGUUACACUCUCUUCAAUUUCCUCACUCGUUGUAACAGCUCUCCUUGUAACUACAAUACUCCACGCCUUUGUGCUCCGAGACCUCUUCCUUAAUGACAUUGCCAUUGCCAUUAGUGAAAAAAGGCCAAAACACCACCAUCACAGAAAGUGGCUCCAUCAUCUAAGACAUGGAAGCUCAGACCACAAAGAUAUUGAAAAUUACUUGAAAUUUUCUCCGGAAGGUAAGUAUGUAGAAGCUUGUGUAGAUCCUCGUAGUACUGAUAAUGAAGAGAGUAUUGAGAAUAAAUUGUGAGCUAUUUUUGGCCCAAGUAGUGUUCAGGAGUAUGUGUUAAAUGUUUGAUCCUCGCCAUUUUCUGAAUCUUCAUCAUUGAAUCAUGUGAGGAACAUAUAUUAUAAUCUAGGAAGUCUAAACAGUUCCAGUGACCAUGCUCAGAAAUGAGAUGAAGAUUCAUGCUGCAGGGAUGAUGUAAUGUAAAACAGUUGUAUUAGUUAAUAAUCAGAUAGCAUUUAUGUAAA